This is a messenger RNA of Brassica napus (rape), 1227 nucleotides long. RefSeq lists its product as uncharacterized. The record is from RefSeq and is a predicted model, not a curated record. The transcript has 6 exons. NCBI's taxonomy places the organism in Eukaryota, Viridiplantae, Streptophyta, Magnoliopsida, Brassicales, Brassicaceae. Bases 1 to 1227 code for a protein of 408 amino acids.
AUGUCGCAAUUCGAGGACGACGGCUUAUCAUUUCCUCUUCCUCGUUUUCUUCUUGAGGCGUUGGCGGAGCUUAAGAUGGCGUUUACCCAGAUGGCGCCCAACUUUUUUCGCUAUUACUUGGCCUCCUGGGUCCGAGCUCAGGAGGAAGGUCUUGAGUUCGGCCUCAGGGAGUUGAAGCAAUUGUUCGCUAUAAAGCGGAACAAUGGCUUUCCUAGCACGAUGAUUCUUGCUCCUCGCUCUGGUCGUGUUAUUAUUGAAGGCAUUCCCAAUAAAGAUGAACGAUGGAGAGAAACGUUCUUUGUUUUUAAGGUUAACCCGGAGUCGGUCGGGGAUUUUGACUUUGAGAGGAUCCCUAGGGAAUGGUCUGACGACAUUGAGCCCUUCGGCCCUGCGCCCAUGACUCCUGAGCUUUGUGGGUUAAUGGCUACUUUGAGACGUGGCAGUCCUCGAUGGCUCGCUUUUACUCAUGACCGAAUUCGAACCGAUUAUGCUCUCCCGCCGGGUGUGAACCGUGCUGCUCAUGUUGCCUUGGUAGCUCCCGUUCGGCCCAAGAAAGGUCGUGGCAACAAGAGGAAGAAGGAGAAGGAGGUGUUGCUCGAUCGUUCUGAUGAGUCUUCUGAGGUUGGGUCGUUAGAGCGAGCUCAGAAAGUUCAGCGCGGGCCGGUUCUUAGAUCGAGGUCGCAUGUUCAGUCUCCUGGCCUUCUGGCUAGGCCGGUGUCGAUUGUUAUCCCUGCCGGUGGGACUCGUAAGGCAUCGGAUAACUCGGCGAGUUCUGCUGGCGAUCGAGCUCUUAACGACGAGGUCGAUUCAUUGACUCACCGGCGUCGACAUCGGGUCUUGGAGGAGAUUAGCACUGUGACUUCGGGGUCAUCGAGCUCGGGACUUCCUCCACCGUUACGCAACCCCGAUUCCCUCGCUGCAAUCUGGCGUAAGAUCAGAGCGGAAGGAUGCGAGCUCCCUUCUCUGGAGCGUAUGCGACAGCGUGAUGCCUAUGUUCCGAUGGCAGUUGCGAAUCCCAAGGCUAUGGAGGCGAGCAACGAAUACGCCGCUUUGAUGGAGGGGCGAUUGGCUAAUUUUCCAUGUAAGGAAGAGAUUGCGGGUCAUCUUCCCACGAUCCAACAACUUCGAGAUGAUGUUUUCCAAAAUGAAGCUGGUUACCGUGGUAGAGGUGAUGUUGGAGAAUGCUUCCGCUUCGAUCCACUUGGUGAAAUAGUCGGUUCAUACUAG